GCGGCACUAGUUCCGGGUCUGAUUGAAAUAAUGAGCGCGCUCUUUUCUUUGAGGAAUGAGAAGCUCUUAGUUGGUCAGUUAAUCAGUCAGUCAGUUAGUCAGUGUCAGUGGGGCCUUUGUGGGGCAUUUGUCAACUUCUCAUUUGUCAACAACUUCUCUCGAUUCUCGAAUCCCUGAAAUCGUUUGCUUUGAAAAUUCUUUGCUCUUGUUUGGGUAUGGGCUAGUGGUUCCAUUUCCAUCCAUCCGCUCAAUCCAUUCCUACGAGUUCAUCAUGGCUUCAUCUAGAGGCUGAAGGAAGGCGAGUCAUGUCCUCUCCAUGAUACCUACAUCCAGAUCCCCGCCUCCAGCGCUUCCCACGCCCACUGAACCUCAUGGCCGCGGCGGGUGCGGCCGACAGCAAGGACUCGUUCCUAACGAGUGUGCGCGAUGCUCGCCACCAACGCCAAGAGGAGCGCGCCCGAGAGCGGGCGGCCGUUCUCAUUCAAGCGGCGCUCCGGGGCCAUCGAGAGCGCUUGGCUCUGCGCGCCCGCCUCACCGCUGAGUUCGAUGAGUGCUUUCCGCCCAUGGAAUCAGGCCGGGAGGCGGGCCUGGCGCUCCAUCCCUCGGCCGUGGCAUGUUUCCGCGCGGCCCGUCGCUACCGGCAAUUUCAUCCGGAGCCGAGUCCCCACCACCCGCCCGAACGGCACGAACGCUUGUGCCGCUAUAUCUUGGCUUCGUUGUCGGUGAGCUCGCCCUCGGGCACCUACAUAGGCGUGGCCUUGAACAAAGAAUGCGCCCUGCCUUGGAUCGACCACAUGAAGGGCGUGUUGAUCCUCUGCUCGGCGCGCUUGGCGCACGUACGCCUCGAAGUGGCCAGUGGUCAGCGCGAAGCCAUGACCUUGUUGCGAAUGUUGGUGUCGUUUAGUAGCACGCACACGUGGACUCUGCUCCAGUCGCCGGGUUUGACCGCUCUGCGCCCGGGUAUGCAGAAGCUCACGCACAAUUGGUUGAGUCAUUUGGUCCAUCAGGGACUGUACCAUCAUCUUCAUCAGUUGCUCCUGCGCGGCUUGGCCGGAGCGCGGGUAUGGUUGAGUGCCACGUCCGUGGCCGCCGCACUCAAUGUGGCCCUCAAACCGCUGAUCGAAUUCCAGUUUUCUCACACUUACCUGUCGCCGUUUCUAUUGAAACUAUUGAGUGUGCCGGGUUUGCUGAUCCAUUUGGAGGGCUUGUCGCCCGAGUCUUUGGCCGUGAUGGAGAAGCACAACCUCCUCGGGCAUUGUGUCGAGAUCUUGAAAGACGAGCAGCAACUCAAGAUCCACUUCAACAUCUUGGAAGGGAGCUAUGCUCUGUGCAUGACGGCCAACCUGAUCCACUUGCUUAUGCAACGCAGCGCGCCCAGUCUCGGUCAACCGGACCUGCCCUUGGACAUGGAGGGAACGGUUCGGAUGCUCAGUGGUUUGUUUGAGUGUUGCGGCCAAUACGUGACCGCCAAGCAAUCGAAUUUGAGUCAUUGGCACCCGGUUUUGGGCUGGUUUUCCGUCAGUUUGGAUAGCUAUCUUCAACAUUCCAUGGACAAAGUUCAUGCGCAGCUGGCCAAACUUUGGUCUUGGAAGUGCAUCAACAGUCUGAGUGUCACGCUCCAAGAGGUGCUGAUUGAGGAGUCGGCCAUCGACAUGCCCAACUUGGAACACUUUCGUCUGUCAGCCACCGGUGAGGCCAAAACCGGUGGCGGCAAGCAACUCCUUCUCCGCGCUUUGGAGAAAACCAAAACGGUCGCCGCCAAUCAUAUCCCGACCCAUCCCAGUUUGACCAAUGUGAUAAAACUGGAUGGGCCUAAAAUGAAAAGCGUCGGGUCCCUGUGUGCUCUCUAUCGUUGUGCCAUGCGAACUCUCUCUCAAAUCAAGCUGGAGAUCUUGUCUAGUUUCUGCUAUCAGAAUCGGAUGGUCCAUUGGCUGUGGCAACUGAUUCAACGGUUGGGUCCGCACUGUGGUUUGAGACAGUUCAUGGAUCAAUUGUCGGCCAACCCCAAGGAUCCCAGCCCUCAACUUCAAAUUAUCAUGCUGUUUGCCGAUUGAAUGAGCUAUGUCAUCACCCUACUGGACGACCUCGAGAUGUACGAGAAACAAGAACCACUCCGCCUGGUUGAGGUGGCGUAUCUGUCUUAUUCCAUGAACCAAUUCCUCUUUCGGGGCAUUACAAGUGGGCUCUUGGUUGAUCCCAAGAGUAGUCUUUUUCAGUCAGUGCAUGCCCUGCUCAUGGUGCUCUACGCCCGAGAUAAUCGGCGUUACUUUUGUCCCAACGAUCAUUGGCUUAUCAAAGAAAUCAAAGUCUCUACGUUCUUGUCAGAUUUGGAUAAAGGCAAGAAGCCUGCCUUGUUAAUCAUGAAGAAAAUGCCUCACGUCAUUCCCCGUCAGGACCGAGUGCAAUUGUUCCGCAAACAAAUCGCCCGUGAAAAGCAAAGUCUGGGAAUCCUCACGUCGCAAGAGGCUUCGCGAGAUCAUUCGUGUCCCAGUACAUUGAUCACCGUUCAUCGAGGGCGUCUCGUGGAGGACGGCUACCGUCAACUCGCCAUACUGUCUCGAAACGCCCUCAAGGGCAUUAUCCGCGUCAAAUUUGUCAAUGAGCAAGGCUUAGAUGAGGCAGGCAUUGAUCAAGACGGUGUCUUUAAGGAGUUUCUCGAGGAGACCAUCAAAAAAGUGUUCGAUCCCACCCUGAAUUUGUUUUGCGCCACCACGGAGGAGCGCCUCUACCCCUCGCCCACAUCGAGCCUGACCGACAAUCACCUCGAAUUGUUCGACUUUGUGGGUAAAAUGAUUGGAAAGGCCGUGUACGAAGGCAUAGUGGUGGAUGUGCCCUUCGCGCCCUUCUUCUUAAGUCAGGUCCUGGGCAAGGAUCACUCGAGUUUGUACAGCUACAUCGACGAACUGCCAUCCUUGGAUCAGGAGCUCUACAAAAACUUGACUUUCAUCAAGCAUUUGAAGGAUGAUGUAUCGGAUCUGGACCUGACUUUUGCUUACGACCAAGACAUGAUGGGCCAAGUCAUAACCCACGAACUGGUGCCCGGUGGUCGGGCCAUUACCGUGACCAACGCCAACAAGAUCAGCUACAUUCACCACGUGGCACACUUUCGGAUGCACCAGCAGAUCCUGGACCAAGUGGCGGCUUUCACUCGGGGAUUUUUCUUCGUCAUCCAACCGGCGGAUUGGUUGCAUUUGUUUUCCACGCCCGAAGUCCAGCACCUGAUCUCCGGUGAUAGCUCGCCCUUGGAUGUGAAAGAUCUCCGGCGACACACCCAUUACUAUGGCGGCUUUCACGAUUCGCAUCGCGUGAUCGCCUGGUUUUGGGACAUACUGGACAAGGACUUUACGGACAAGGAGAGAGGCGCCUUCCUCAAGUUCGUGACCUCGUGCUCGAAGCCGCCUCUCCUGGGGUUCGAGCAUCUGGAGCCGCCCUUCUCGAUCCGAUGCGUGGAAGUGGCCGAGGACGAAGACGAUGGCGACACGUUGGGGUCGGUAAUACGGGGUUUUUUGGCCUUGCGUCGCCGCGAUCCCGUCAACCGAUUACCCACAGCCUCGACGUGUUUCAACUUGCUAAAAUUACCCAACUAUCAGAAAAAAUCCACGCUCAAGGAGAAACUCAGAUACGCCAUUUCUUGCAACACCGGAUUUGAAUUGUCAUGAAGAGUAUUCUACUAUAAUUGAUAAUAGCAUCGAGAGAAGUACUACGUUUGGUUGAAUUGUA
This is a messenger RNA of Tigriopus californicus, 3720 nucleotides long. RefSeq names its product ubiquitin-protein ligase E3B-like. NCBI's taxonomy places the organism in Eukaryota, Metazoa, Arthropoda, Copepoda, Harpacticoida, Harpacticidae. The transcript is spliced from 2 exons. The record is from RefSeq and is a predicted model, not a curated record. Gene Ontology annotation, biological process: ubiquitin-dependent protein catabolic process; protein polyubiquitination. Gene Ontology annotation, molecular function: protein binding; ubiquitin protein ligase activity.